Messenger RNA from Talaromyces proteolyticus, 2387 nucleotides. Its product is annotated as putative fungal-specific transcription factor. The record is from RefSeq and is a predicted model, not a curated record. Gene Ontology annotation, molecular function: RNA polymerase II cis-regulatory region sequence-specific DNA binding; DNA-binding transcription factor activity, RNA polymerase II-specific; zinc ion binding. NCBI's taxonomy places the organism in Eukaryota, Fungi, Ascomycota, Eurotiomycetes, Eurotiales, Trichocomaceae. Gene Ontology annotation, cellular component: nucleus. Gene Ontology annotation, biological process: positive regulation of transcription from RNA polymerase II promoter by galactose; DNA-templated transcription. The transcript has 6 exons. The coding region runs from base 13 to 2298 and encodes 761 amino acids.
UGUCCUCACGCCAUGCCCCUGAAAGCCACCGGGGACCCGAAGCGACGAACUACAGCACGCCGCAAGGUCGCAUUGGCCUGCGACUCGUGCAGGGAGAAGAAGACCCGCUGCGACGGAAUCAAGCCCAUCUGUGGACCAUGUGUGAGACGAUCGUACCGGAUCGAUCAGUGUGUCUACAACGCGGAAAAUGCCCGGUCCGCGAGCAGGGGCGAAUAUUUCCAUAGUCUCUGUCAGCGGAUCAGAGAACUGGAAGAUGCAUGCUCAAGAGCUGGAGUCUCCAUCCAGACCUCGUCAAACCCUCAACACGAGCUGCCUAGCGAACCCAAUAGGCAAGAUGGAGUGCCAGCGGAGGGAGCCCGAUCUCCUCCAGCUGUUCUCCAUCCACGUCUAGAAGCUGUUGAGCAGAAUCCAACGCCUCUAAGCUUCGAGGUUGGUGUAGCACCGAGUCACAGACCGCCAACCACACAUAGCCAACAAGACAAAAGCCAGGACGAUGCAGAACCCUAUGAAUCACUGUUAUUCGAUGACGGCGAAGGACACAUAACGGGCAUGGGCCAGAUCACAGCGCCAGGCGCUGAAAGCAGACGCCAAUCUGCUCGGUCCCAAUUCUACGGUAAUUCAUCUGCUGCUUCGCUCAUGCGCUUUGCCUGGCAGUCCAUGUCUUCGCGGCCAGUAGGUGGUUCGCGUCCCGAACCCGUGUUCAGUAAACUUCAGGAUACAGUCACCGACUAUCGAUUUGAUGAUUUUUCUCUGCCGCCACGGGCAUUGGCAGAUAGCCUCUUAAACUGCUUUUUCAACCACAUCUAUACUCUUUAUCCAUUCUUCCACCGUCCAGCCUUUGAAGCGGCCUAUCAGAAUCUUUGGCGUGCGGAAGAUGAGCCCAAAAUCCCUCUCACAGACUUGAGAAUCGGACUGGGAUCAAGCGUGGAAUUCGGGCCUAGAUCAAUUGUCUUUCAUUCUGCACUGAAUGUUAUUUUUGCUCUAGGCUGUCAGUUUGCAGAUAUUGCGCCCGAAGAAGUCGAGCUUGUCUCGAAUUCCUUCUUCCUCCGUGCGAAGCGCUUUAUUGGACUCGAUUUUCUCGACAUAAAUACGCUUGGUGUUGUUCAAACGCUACUGAUCACGGCGGUGUUUCUUCAAAGCUCUCCGUAUCCCAGCCGAUGCUGGCAUUCCGUUGGGGUGGCCUGCAGGGUUGCGUUAGGGCUAGGACUUCACGAAUCAGAUAUUCUGACUACAUUGACGCCUUUGGAAUCUAAUAUUCGACAGCGAACUUGGCAUGGCUGCGUGAUUAUGGAUACUACCCUAAGCAUGACAUAUGGCAGGCCAAGUAUGACGACGCAUCUGGCCACUCUCCCCCCACCGAGCGACUCGGAAAUAUCCUGCCCUCAGAACGGAAAUGAAAAGUCUUCACUGAUGGCGUUUUAUACCCAGGCUAUUAAGCUUUACGGUAUCCUGGACAGAGUCCUAGCAGAUGUAUAUUAUGCUUGGCGUGGCCAGUCACGCCGGGAUCAAUCGCAUCCGUCAACUAAAAGCCUUGGGGGCCUGGACACUAUCCUUGAAAUCGAGAGGCAACUGAAAUUGUUCGAGAUCAAUGUGCCUUCUUUCCUUAAGUGGACCUCGGAACAGUCUGUGGUUUAUGCAGAUGGAGAGCCAAUCCUGGCGAUUGCUCAACAGCGGAAUGUUCUACGUGCCAGAUACAUCCAUCUCCAUCUUCUCCUCUACCGUCCUAUCUUCACUCAGCUCUACUCGGAAAGAAACUCAACAUUCCAAAACCUUGAAACUCAGAGUGCACUAUAUUCGUAUAUGUGUAGUAAAUGCGCCACCGCAUGCGUGAUGGCAGCCAUCGACCUUAUCCACCUAAUCCAUGAGACUUAUCAAACCAACGCCGCUGAUGCGUGGUGGUAUAAUGGAUUCUAUGUGUCAACUGCCGCGGUAGUCCUACUCAUGUCCUUCUCCGCCCCAUCAAUGCUUGAUCCAUUGACCAUGGACAAAGCGCGAGAAGCCUGGAGAGAAGCGACGGCUGUUUUGGAAUCCAUGGCCACAUUUAGCCGCUCCGCUAGUAACACCCUUCAAUUUCUCCAGGCUGCUUAUCGCCAAGCGGUGCAACAGACAGGCCGGGACGUCGAUACUUCGCGACCCCCAAAUGACAUGUCUCAAGCUCAUGAUCAAAUGGAUUACCUGGAUAGAGACUUGACGCAAACCCCGUUUUUCAAUUGGGAGGACUUCGCGGCUAACAUGGGGUCUGGUGUGGAUGAUUUGGGGUUCUUAACAAGGCUUGAUUUUCCUGAUAGUUUUGGCUGAGACUACUGGUUUUAAUCGAGCUAUCUCCCAAGUAAUGCAGUUGUCUAGUACAAAUCGUGAACCUCAUUUUCAUGCAUAUAAAUGAUAUU